GCGAGAGGGAGGAGAAGAAAGAGAGAAGAGAAAGACAGCGUGAGAGAGAAAGGAAGAGAGAAGUGACUAAAUGGAGAUAGCGAGAAGGUGUGUGAGAGAGAGAGAGAAAGGAAGAAAUAGAGAUAGAAAUUAGUAUGAUAUUGGAGGAAUUACGGCGAGAAUGGACUUCCCAAUCCCAUAUAAGGUAUUUCCCUAAAAAAGGGAAGGGGGAAAGCAACAAUGAUGCCGGAUAUUCUCACAGGAUGUGUUAGCCCUGGACCAGCACUGAAAGGCGCAGGGUAGAGCCGGCUGUGUGUGUGUGAGAGUGUUUGUGUGGGAGUGUGUGUCAGUGAGGAUGUAAGAUUACCACAGGAGCAGCAGCAUGAGCAGAAGACUGCAGGGGAAAGUAACCAUUUCGAAGAGAGCACCAUGGCAGCCUACCUCUGGCUGGUCCUGGCUAUUGUCAGUGAUGUGGCAGAAUCCUUGUUACAUCCCUCACACCAGCUCUCCCACUGCCGAGUGGUACAGAAUGAUGUGUACUGCAACGAUCUGAACCUGAGGACUGUUCCGGCCAAGCUUCCUCAUGAUAUUCAAAAGCUGGAUCUAUCUCGGAACCUUCUACAAAACCUUACCCAAGAGGUUCUAUCAAUCUACACCACCGUUCAUCAUCUGAACCUCCACUCCAACAAGAUCCAGUUCAUCCAGCCGGGUCUGUUCAAAGACAUGACCAAUCUGCAAGUGCUGGACCUCUCCAGUAAUUACUUGGAUGUUUUCGCUGUUUUGAAAACCAGCAUUGGGCCUCUUGCGGCCGUGAAGAGGCUUGACCUCUCAGGCAAUGGCCUGUACACAGGGAUGACCGACUUCUUUCUCAGUGAAGCCCCAGAACUCAUUAACCUUUCUCUGAAUGGCAAUAGUAUCACCAAAGUGGGCAAGGAUACCUUUUGUGGAUCUUUGGCCUUGAGAAACAUUGACCUUCACAACAAUGUCAUCUUAGAGAUCGAUGAUGGAGCAUUUGACUCGCUGAUCCAUCUGUCCGAGCUUGAUUUGUCCAUUAACUCCAUCACUUGUAUCACUGACUUUAACCUUUCCCAACUGAAGGUGCUGAACCUCAGUAGGAACAGCAUGGAGUGCUUCCAAACCACAGACUCAGACCUAGAGUACGAGCUCCUCUACCUCGACCUGAGGGAAAACAAGAUCCACUACUUCCCUGUUCUCCCAAGAAAAAACAAGCUCAUGUACCUGGAUUUGUCCAGGAACCGCCUGAUGAGCAUCAACACCACGGGGACAGCGGAUGAGAUGGAGCACUUCAGAGACACGUUUGUGCCUCACACACAGUCAGGUGGAACCAGCCUACACCAGGACCUCUCAAGGCUUAUGUACCUCAACAUGAGCUACAACCAGAUCAAUAGCAUACCGCAGUCUUUCUUCUGCAGCAUGGUGUCCCUUGAGCACCUCAACAUCAGUAAUAAUUGUAUCAGGACCUUUUCUGUAGAUCAGGAGAGCCCUCUGAACUCUCUGAAGACCCUGGACCUGAGUUACAAUGCCCUACAGAAACUCUCGUUUGGGGAGAACACCCUAAGGUCACUGCAGGAACUCUUCUUACAAGGGAAUGUUCUCAGAAACAUGGACUCUGGACCGUUCCAAAGACUGCCCAGCAUCAGAGGCCUUCACCUCCAGCAGAACUACCUGAAAGUCUGCCCCUCACAGCGAAAACCACCACAGACAGACCACAACUCCCAGGAUCCAUCAGGCUGUGUCUCCUUUGCAUCCAUACCAAGCUUGCAUUUCUUGAACCUCUCUGGAAACAGUCUUGAAGUUCUGCCACCAUAUGCCUUCAAUGGCACCAUGCUCAGGUUGCUGGACCUGUCCCUAAACCCAGGCUUGGAUAUUCACCAGAAUUCUUUCUCUGGUCUGGAGAACUUCCUAACUCACCUGUCAUUGAGAGAGAACCACAUCACAGAACUGAACACAGACCUUUCCCUGUUAAGCAGUCUCAAAUUUGUGGACCUGUCCACCAACAAGCUGAGCGCUCUCCCCUUGUGGAACAAGGAGCCCUCCAUAGAGUCCCUGAACCUGCAGAACAACAACCUAGUCACCCUGGAGUACGACACAGUCGUGGUCCUGGAGCGGACGCUCAAAACCCUUUACAUGGGCUCAAACCCCCUCAGUUGCUGUAGCAACCCCCGCUUCCUCAACAUGCUCCAACGCUCCAAUGUGGUCGUCCCGGACAUCGCCACAGUAACCUGCCAUUACAUGGAGAAUUCAAAGCUAGUGGAGUUGAACAUUAGGAGCGUGACGCAGGAACAGUGUCAGAAGCUGGACAGUACGAGCGCUAGCAUCAUCGUCAUUGUGGUGAUGGCUUUGGUGCUGAUCGUGGUGCUGGUGGUGCUCUCCAAGGUGUGCCACCUCAGGAGGCGUAACCUCAACAGUAGCUUCAGGGCCUGAAGAAUGUGUCCUGUGAUUGGGGAGAAAGAGAUGCUGGAAAUGUGUCUCCUCAGAGGGACUACUAAGCAGAGAAUUUUCUAUGUGACUUUAUUACAUUUUAUCAUCCAGGAAGUACUGUGACUCAUUUUGGGUCAGAUUUGUGGUUUAUAGAAUUAUCAUAUUAUUGAAGAUGUUGUUCUCUUCUUCUAGGGAAUAACAGACAGUCAUGUGAAAACCCAGGAGUAUGAUUGUGGUCACUUUUCAUAUAAUUAGCAUCAUCAUGUGCACAUACGGUUUAUAGACAUUUAGCCAUUUCCACUUGGGCAAAAUAUUUUAUGACUGCACAGGGUCAGCUGAUAUGCAUUAAAUUUGCUGAUCCAGAUUUAUGGCCAAACACCAAGGCCUCUCUUUAUCAAUGCUGUAGUUUGCACUUUCAUUUGAUUGUAUUUGUCGUUUUUUUACAUUAUUAACCUGAUUUUGAAUGUGUGUUUGAUGCCACUAAAUUACACUAAGUAGGGAGAGCAUAACGCAAAAAUCCCCACCAAUGCCAUGUAAUGGCAGAGUGGAGAGCCAACUAAUUUCAACAUCAGCACAUCAUUACGAAACCACAGGGUUUGAAGGUUAUGGCUGCAGUUCUUUAGAUGACUGUGACACUACAAUAGUAUACACUUUGUGUUUUAUAGAAUUUACAGUUCCUAUUUAUGGGACAUAAAUAGGAAGUACUGUGUAGAAGUGAAUUGUUUCACCCUCUGUAGGAUAGUUACAGUGAAUAUUAUUUUCAUAACAGAAUGUUUGUAUUUUUCACUGGUAGAUGUACAGUAGGUAUGGUGCGGUAAGUGGAGACCAAAAACAGGAUUGAAGCAAUAACUCCAGAGGAAGCAGUACUGUCGGAACACCUGCAGUAAAAAAAAUUUUUUAGCUUGUUUUAACAGCUUGUAGGGCACUGCAGAUACCUUUCCUGUUUUUGAUGAACUCACUCUCGAAAAAGCCUGUACUAAAUAAUUAUGCGCAAUUUUACAACGCUGGGUUCCAGCAAUGUGGUUUUCCCCUUGAUAUAAAAUAUAUUUCCCCCCCGAAAUCCUCUCCGGUUGCUACCAUACAUGGAGAGGCUGUGAAGGCAAAUGAGCGGUUUGAUAAAUUAAGUGAUACAGUGGAUCAGUGAGGCUUUAACAGAAACAAGGACCUGUUUUGUUUCACUGGAGAGAAGAAGCCUUUUUAAUGCAUUCUAAUCUGGCCCUUAGUUCUUUAGGUUUUCUCCCUACAAUAUGUCAGUUGAAUGACAGAGUGGAGUGAGAGAAGAUAACACCAACCCAACUCUUUCUUCACAGAGAAUUUGGCAAAGCUUAAUCAAUGCUGUAGUGAACCCCUGCCAGACUGAAAUCCUUAAUCGCGUAGCAUUCAGCUUUUCCCACCACCAUCUCCAUGAUCAACUUCAUAUCAAUCAAAAUCAUGUAAUUGCAAGGAUUUGAGACAAUCAAUGUUGUUUUUGAAGAUAGAUUGCUUCGCUAUUCAUGUGGAAGCUAUCCAUGUUGCAUUUGUUCUCGUAAAGAGAUCUUGCCCUUAUUACCUGCAUAGGCCGAGCCCACAAGACCAAUCAUGAACACUAGAAAUUCCCCAAUUAUGGAUUGUCCUUACCCAACACUUGCCCCAGCAGGUCAGUGAGAAUGAUGAGGAGGAGAGCUUGUGACAAGAACAAUGCAGUUACAAAGUGACAACAAGGACUGACCAACCUGUAGAGAGUUCAUUGAAUUACAUUUGUUUUAGCUUUCUGCCUUUUAUAUAGGACAUUGUUACAUACAUACUGAAUUCACACAGUUGUCAUUCCUAUUAAGUCUGUAUUACAGUGCAUUUCUAAGUUGAAUGUCAUAGAAGGUAGGAUAUGAUUCCUUACUUUAAUUUGUAAUGUUAGGGACUAUUUUAAACAAGAAAAACAAGCCUGGUGAGGAAAGUAUGUCCUAAACCAUAUGAAUAGAUAUUUAUUUCAGAGAUAACACUAGAAGAAGAGCAGUUCCAUCCUGUUUCUCACUGUGACAUGCUGAGUCACAGUCAAUGCAUUUGGGGUAACCCUCUUGUUCUGCUUUUUUCCCUCUCGUAUGACUGAACUUCCAAUGAAACCGCCAAAGGUCAAACUAAUGUAUAGAGAUGACAAGAUAAGUCACCUGCUGCUUGAAGUGACAUCCACCAUUGACUACAGUCAAUGACCAACAUUUUACAUAAAUUGACACUACAAUGAUAAUAAAAUGUCAUAAGUCACACGUGUAUCAAAAUGUUAGGUUGGCUGUUUGGAUGCCAUCCAGGCAAGUCAAAGCUACGGCUGUGCAUGUUACAGCUAAUAAAGAAAGACUAUUAGCAUAAAUGGAGAAUGGUUUUGAUGGUGUUAUGUCAAUUUCGUGACAGUGUUACGUACAGUUUUAUGCAAUGUUAAAUUGAAGUUGCACUCUUGCUUCUGUGUUUAUCUGUUCACUGUGUUUUACAUGUACAGCAUUUGAAGGAUAUUACAAUGAAUAUAUUAUGAACUACUGUAAAAUAUAUAUAUUUAUAUUGUUUGUAUUUUCUUAAGUAAAUUAUCUAUGUAACAGAAUAUAUUGUCAUAGUUUUUUUAUAUGAGCUUUAAGAGCUAUGCAACUAACCAGAAUCAUUUUCAUUGGGCACAAAACAACCGAAAAAAAGAGAGGAGGGACUACCUGGAUUUUGUCCAAUAAGAAACACUCAUUUGUAUUUUCUAUUUAAUGUUGUAAAUCAUUUCCCACAGAAUGCCCUAAAUGAACAUGAACCAGGUCAUUCAUUUUCCUGAGCAGAUGAGACAGGGGCUUCUAAUGCAAUUUGACCAAGUCUCUCUUGGAAAAAACCUGUAUAAAUACAUUUUUAAAAACCCUGUCAUGGUUAUGGGAAGACGCUUAAUAAUAGAACUGACACCGUUGCCAGUAAAAGGUUCUCUGAUUUGUUUCCCUGGGCACAGAUAGCACAGUGUACUAUAUUCUCCACUGAGAACAGUGGCCUAUCAUCUCUAUUUGUAUAACCUAAGGGUCUGAGAUCUGCUGAUCUGGCAGCCAUACAGCAGCACAAGUCCCCUCAAACCCCUCAAAACAGGAUGCAGGCUCAUGGGAAAGACCUCAGGACACAUAAAUAUAAACUGACGUCUUAUUGGCUGAUUCAUUUCCAAAUGGACCAACCCCUAUCGGUUUGUUGUGUUGUUUUGUGUUGCUUCCUUCUUUUGUUGUGUUGUAACCUCUCACUGUGGUUAACGCCGCAUGGUGAAAAGGUGUGCUGCAAGAUUCCAUUUCUAAUAGUGUGUUUGGAUCCUGUCAUGGUCAAAAGUGUCCCUGCUUACCCACAGAAAACCAGGGGUGUGUGUGUGUGUGUUAAAAUAAACCAUUGUUUCUGAGGUAUUUGUGAAAUAAGGCCUGUGUUAUUGGAUGUGACACCCACAGGGAUCAUCUUAAUAAGAUUAUAUACUCUUUCGUCCUGAAACCCUAAAGGAGCACACACUUAUUUUGUGCAUCCUCUCAAAGCCUGAGUUGAAUAUUGCACUUUAGACCCUGCACUUUUUAAUUAAAAUAAAUUCACCCAACUCCUGUGUUAGAUUGCUGAGGUAAAUUCCAAACUGAGAGCCAGCGAAAGUUACAAACCACACUUGGUUCUUAUUUAUUUGGUUACAUGUACUGUACCAUUACCUCGCCGAUAACCGUUUGACGAUUUCUUUAAUAAACUAGACCUUUCUUUCAACAUGAGCACAAGGGCUUGACAGCUCUAUGUCUGGUAGUCUGUUCAGGUGAUCACAAACUCUGGAAGUCCCGGAGUACCAAAAUAAGUUAUUGGAGCGACCAUUACUACUAGAGUAGUAAGCAGGGUGAGUGUUCUAUGUCAUUAUUCACACUGGCCCCAAUCCAAAGGGCCCCUAUUGAUUGCGCAGUAAGGGCCACUUUUAUAGACUAGUGACAGAGGCCUGGGGAGGCUCACCAUCACAGACUGAGUGCUUCCUUCCCUCAGCCCCUGGGACCUGUGACUCAAAGAUCCCCCAUAAGCAGGACAGGCAGUUGGGUAAUUUACUGUCUGAGCAGGCAUUUGGUACAUGUACCAUGAACCUAUCAGAGGGAGUAGUAUUUGAUGUUGGGUGGGAAAUGCCUGGGCAUCUGUGUCAUGAAUGGCGAUAGGAGGGACACCACAGUCGAUGAGCAAAACGAUUCACAUAUUAGUAAGGGCGUGUCAUCAAAAUAUUUAAGCCACAGUAAAGCUUUCACUUUCUGCCAAGUCACCCCAUAUGUAUAAGUAAUGGUGAGUGUGUAUAUAACAGAUAAAUAGCGCCUUGAUUCAGAUGUUACUCAUAAGUCAGAUGUAAUGUCUCAAAAUAGUUCCAACUCUUUGGCCUUCCUUACAGUAGUGUACUGUUUCAAUAACAGAGGUAGGUGGAUAAUGUUAUUCUGCAAAGCAGACAACUCAUUUCUUAAACACAAUAGAACAUGUUAUGUCUUUGCUGCUAUACUAACUGUCAUGUCAUUAUCCGCCCUGCAAAUACCAGGAUUUUGUGGUUUUCCCCAUCUAACCUAAACAAUGUGAGGGAUGACAUUGAAACCUCAACACAUGGACAUUUGGUUACAUAAAGGUGGGCUUUAGUGCCACAGGAGCCCCAAACUGAGACUGUUUACAUGAACUAACAGACGUAAUCUGCAUCCUCAUCCUCAGAAUCCAAAAUCUGAUUGGCAUGAAGAUCAAAACAACUGCUCCAGACUCAAUUUGUUUGAAAAUUGUGUCUCCCAUCCACCCAAAGUGUCUAGCAGUCCCACGCUGGGGAGUUAACUCCAUGUUAAGUAACCGACAAUCAACACUCUGUACGUGCAUCUCACAAUCCAGGCACACAGUAUUACACAGAGCCAUGACUACAUGGAACUCUAUUCCACAUCAAGUAACUGACGCAAGCAGUGAAAUUAGAUUUUU
This is a messenger RNA of Oncorhynchus keta (chum salmon), 7338 nucleotides long. RefSeq names its product transforming growth factor beta activator LRRC32-like. The record is from RefSeq and is a predicted model, not a curated record. The coding region runs from base 409 to 2424 and encodes 671 amino acids. Gene Ontology annotation, cellular component: cell surface; extracellular matrix. Gene Ontology annotation, molecular function: protein binding. NCBI's taxonomy places the organism in Eukaryota, Metazoa, Chordata, Actinopteri, Salmoniformes, Salmonidae. The transcript is spliced from 3 exons.